Molecule: messenger RNA, 1038 nt
Organism: Guyanagaster necrorhizus
Lineage: Eukaryota; Fungi; Basidiomycota; Agaricomycetes; Agaricales; Physalacriaceae
Exons: 9
Coding region: 1-1038 (345 amino acids)
Source: RefSeq, a predicted model, not a curated record
AUGCUCUCGACCGUCGACGAUGAUUACCAAAGUCGUAUCGACCAAUCGUCUUCGAGGCUACCUGUCCAGCUGACAUCGUUCUGGAAACCGGUCCAUCCUCUAUGCCGUUGUCGAAAGCACCUAGUACUUGGAAAGAAGGGCAGGUGGCCGACGGCAGAUAGUCGGCUGGGGGCGAACCAUCUCAUCAAUUCCGCGGUGCAACAGAAAUGGACAUUGGGCACGCACAAAGCAUCAAUACAUCGGAGGAAAGGGCAGUUGCGCCAUUCGUGCGAUGCAUUCCGAUUCGCUACCUCUGUAGUUUUGAGUCUAGCCCGAGCCUUCGAGGAAACAACCCACGUUCUCCUUCCAUUUGAAGCGACACCUUCCGCUCUUUUUUGGGCCAGCUGGGAACUUGUGAGUCAUCCGAAGUCUACCCGAUCCAAGAACACUUCAAGAAUCGAUUAUUGGCAGCUCACGCAUCAUAAAGUCAUUCAUCACAUUCAUCCUGCAUACGGUGUCACAUCAAGACAUAAAACGGACUUGGCACACUCAGCGUUCUCAGUCGGAGUUUCAAACAAGAAGCUCAUCCUCUUUCUUCAUGUCGAUCUGGAUCCCUUUUCCUCUACGAGGAAAAGACAUUUUACUCACGACGAAAACCCAAUACAUCGAUAUUAUUCCGCAAUAUUUCCCGCAUUGAAACAUGUUUUUGUGGCUCUCUUAGCGUACUUCAGACACGGUCUGGAUGACGGUAUCGUUGUAACACCUGUCUUCUCGCUAGAAUAUCUCGUCGAUUUUUUCCUGGGGACGCCGGUCGUCAUCUCGUUUCUCUUGCAUCGUGUACCAGAUGGAUGUUACCGGCCCGCCGUCGUGGAUGUUUUUGCGGGAAGCUGUCCAGAACGCAGGGAAAAGGGAAAUCUAACGAUCCGGCGGCAUGAACAGCUCGGACGGGAAGUUCACCAACCUUUAGCGAAACGUUCUGGCUCUGUCCAGGCUUUCGAGAAUCUCCGCGUGAUAAAAUUUCAGAGUCGGCCUGACGCAUCACUCGCUAUUACAGCAUAG